Messenger RNA from Striga asiatica, 1074 nucleotides. The record is from the annotation of a GenBank genome assembly. Lineage: Eukaryota; Viridiplantae; Streptophyta; Magnoliopsida; Lamiales; Orobanchaceae.
AUGGAUCAAAAUGCAACUGAGAUUAUACCAAAAACCAGCUGCAAUUACGCCUUGUGCACCUUAUCUGCAUCACUGCAUUUCAGUAAAGGCAGCAUUCUUUCUAUAGCGGUCACAAAAGACUCCAUUUUCACGGGCUCAUCCACGAGUAAAAUCCACGCAUGGAAAUUACCAGAAUGCAUGGACAUGGGUUGUGCGAAAACCCCGUCAGGUGAAAUUCGCGCCAUGUCAGCUCACGGUAAAACGCUUUUCACCACGCACAGCGACUGCAGAACACGCGCGUGGGAAUUUUCACCGUCAGAAAAAUUCCGGCUAAAGAAGAAAGCAACUUUGCCCCCUAGAAGAAAAUCAUUCUUCUCGUUUUCAAAAAAGGGUAAUAAUAAUAAUAGCACUCACUGGCAUAAUAAUAGAGUCUCAGUCUCGUGCCUAGCCUACGACACCAAUGAGGAGCUCCUUUUCACGGGCUCAGCAGAUCAAACAGUCCACGUGUGGAAAAUCUUAGAGAAAAAAUGCACGGAAUCAUUUAAGGCUCACGAAGGCCGUGUUAGUGCAAUCGUGGUGAACCAACAAGAUAGGUGUGUAUUUACGUGUUCGUGUGACGGGACAUUGAAAAUGUGGAGAAGGGUUUAUAGAGAAAGCUCGCAUAUUCUAAUUAUGGUGCUCAUGUCCCAACCAUGUCCGAUUAAUGCCUUGGCUCUAAGCUCAUAUCCUAACGACUGCUAUCUGUACUCGGGCUCGUCUGAUGGGAUUAUAAACUUUUGGGGAAAGGAGAUAAUUUCUGGGAGGUAUAAUCACGCGGGGUUCUUGCGUGGUCAUCAUUUUGCUAUUCUUUGCCUGGCGACUAUAGGGCGUUUGAUCCUUAGUGGUUCGGAGGAUGCAACUAUACGUAUAUGGAAACGGGAGAAUGGGAGUCCUUUGCAUUCGAGUCUUGCGGUGAUCGACGGUCAUCAUGGACCUGUCAAGUGCUUAGCCGCGGUUAUGGAAAGUGAUUACGAAAAUUUGGGGGGGAUUUUAGUGUGUAGUGCCAGUCUAGACCAAACGCUUAAAGUAUGGAAAGUCAAAGUUAGUGAUUCCUGA